This is a messenger RNA of Talaromyces marneffei, 1260 nucleotides long. RefSeq lists its product as uncharacterized. The record is from RefSeq and is a predicted model, not a curated record. Gene Ontology annotation, biological process: regulation of transcription by RNA polymerase II. Bases 1 to 1260 code for a protein of 419 amino acids. Gene Ontology annotation, molecular function: zinc ion binding; DNA-binding transcription activator activity, RNA polymerase II-specific. The transcript is spliced from 2 exons. Lineage: Eukaryota; Fungi; Ascomycota; Eurotiomycetes; Eurotiales; Trichocomaceae.
AUGCAGAAUCAGGACGUAGACGUCCAACUGGACGGUACUGGUCAUUCCAGUACCACCACAGAUGAUACUCUCUCUGGACAGUCCCGGUCCAAGAAGCUGUAUCAUAAGAAGUCGAGAACGGGGUGUGCAACUUGUCGCUCUCGGCGGGUCAAGUGUGACGAAGUUCAUCCUAUAUGUGGAAACUGUGAAAGAUACGGGGUAAAUUGCUUCUACGACAGAGUCAAGCUUGCUAUCGCAGGAUCGCAAGGUGGACAAAAUCAGAACAGGGCCCAGAAUGCACCGACAGGCCAGUUAUCAGCUUAUGUUGCGAACAGAACCUCAAGACAUUUGCUGGAGCUUCGUCUUAUACAUCAUUUCACAACUCAAACCGUUGACACUUUACCAACAUCACCAGAGCCCGGCCUAGCCAAAAUCUGGCGAGAAAGCUGCCCCGAACUGGCCACCAAGCAUCCGGCUCUGCUAGACAGUAUAUUCGCAAUGGCGGCAUUGCACAUCACACUGACUCAACCGUCGAGUGAUUUGUUCAACGCCCAUUGCCAAUAUAUGGACUCAGCGCUAAGAGGUCAUCGCAAUGAUGUCUCCCAUGUGAACAUAUCCAACGUGGAUGCGGUAUGGUUCACAUCCAGUUUGCUACGAACUACACUCUUUGCUCGACUUCAAUAUCGAGAUACCCAACCUUAUCAACUUCCCGAAGAAUGGCUGUCUCUAAUCGGCAUGUUACGUUCCACCUUUUAUUCCAUAUGGUCCGUUGUGAGAUCUGAUCCGGAAGCCGCAAAGGGUUCGGUAAUGAUCCUGUUUCGCGAUGCUUCUGUGGCCCAGCGCUGGUGGAGUAGAAAGCUCGACGUGGAAAAAGCCCAGGCAUUUUCUCAUCUGAUUGAACGGGUCAAUCCCCGGGAUCAGCUUGAACCGUGGGACCCGGAGAUUAGCGAGGCAUAUAUGUAUGCAUCAGCAGCCUUGGGAAACCUCAAGGAAUCAGUUGAUGUCAUGGGUGUAAUUGGGUUUAUUGGACUUUUGCCAGCGAAAUUCAGCCAUCUCUUACUUGAAAGACGGCCGCGCGCUCUCGUUAUAUUUGCGCAUUAUUUUGCAUUUAUGCCAGAACUUUCUGACAUGUGGAUGGUUGGCGCAGCGCCGCAGAAAGAAAUAACCGGCAUUGCGUCGGUUGUGCCCGAGGAGUGGCAGCCAUUGAUGCAGUGGCCGUUAUCGGUUCGCGAUAGUCUAGUAUCUGCCGUGAAUGAUGAAGAUGACUUGACCAAGUCAUGA